AUGGUCUCGUUUCAAUGCGAGGCUUGCGGCGACGUCUUCACCAAGAAGAAGACCGAUCCCCACCGUAAUCAGUGUCGCGGCGCGCGUUUCUCCUGUCUCGAUUGUUCAGUCGAAUUCCCCGGAACCUCUUAUCGAGGCCAUACGCCAAACAAAUCCAAGAAAUUCAAACCUGCCCAUAAUGCUUCCCCUCCGGCCGCUCCUAGCCCUCACCAGGCUGCUCCCCGCCAGGAACCUGGAAAGGUUUCGACCCCUACCACUACAACCAAGCCUAAUGCCCAGGUGAAUGUGUUUGAUUUUCUCGACACGACAACCACCCCGAAUGCCUCAAAAGUCUCCCUAGGAGGAUCCGACGCGCCAAUGGUUAUGCUAAAGGAUGCACCCCCGCUCUUCAAUGCGCCCAAGGAGCUUGCAAAGAUCGAUAAUGGAAAGGAUGAUGAGGUAAAUUACGAUGUGGCAUUUGAAGAGAAUGGCUUCUCCUAUGGCGCAGACACCCUAGAGACACCACUAUACCAAAACGGAGGUGCAAAUGGAUCCGCCGCGUCUUUCAACAAUUUCACGACCCCAGCACCAAAACGGAAUAAGGAUCGGUCAUCCCGUCGGGAUAGAGAUCAGCAUCGGGAUCAGAAUCGGGAUCAGGACCGCCCAGCUUCCCCGGAUCGGUUCCAUACUCCUCUUAACAACCCGACUAGUACAGGUGACAAGAAGCGUAAACGCGGCCAUGUUGGAAAAGUCGAUGGCCAGAUGGCCAAUUCGGCCUCCACUGGCGGUGAUGAUAUCCAAAUGAUCGACGCUCCCCCCCCAUCAAGUGCUAUUGCUAACCCAUCAACCCCAACGCUGGCCCACUCAGGCCUUACUGGUGGCAUCAACCGCAUGAUGAGAGAUAUCUCCCCACCAACACCAGACGCAGCCUACCGCAGCGCCGACGAGGGCUUCAAUAAUGACGGACGCCACCAAUACCCCAACCCAACUUCCCCCAUAAAACGCACCCGCAUGGCAGAUAACGAUGCCUCCGGCAACCACAACCACAACAACACUAACAAUCAUAAUGAUAAGGACACUAACGACGAAUCUACCACGGACGAACAGGACAAGGCCCUCGUCCUCGCUAUCCAGGAACGUACAGAUCGGAUCAUGGACCUCCUCGCCCGCAACCCCCGCAAGGGGCCCGUCUUCACGGAUCCUACACGUAAACCUUUCCCGCUCUGGCCUAUUACGAGUAAGGACGGCAAGGGCGCCAGCCUUGCCGAAGCCAUCAUUCCUCCCCGCGAGAAGAAGAGGAAGGCGGUGACGAAGAGGAGUGGCACGACUACGGCUGCUGGUGCUGGUGUUAGCAAGGCCACCCGUGCGGCUACGAGCGCUCGUGCUAGUUCCAGUACGAGUAAGAAGGCCGAUGCUGCUGCCGCCGCCGCCGCCGCUACGGCCCCGCGCCGUCUCAAGACCAUCGAAUAUCGCGCCGACAUCGCUAAUGGGAAUUCUGCAAAUAAUAAUAACACCACCACCGCCGCCGCCACUAGCAACCAGCUCGUCGUCUACGGUAGCGGCAGUAGUAGUCGCCGAGGAGAGUACGAGGACGCGGAGGUGGAGGCGGCGGAGCGCGAGCUCGUGCUGCGCGAGCAGGCGAGCGUGUUUUUAUCGCUUGUGACGAAGGGGCCGGAGUCUGGGAGGGGGUUCUCGGUUCAUAAGGCGUUGAAGAGGUUUCAUCGUGAAGGGGGGAUGGGGGGGAGUUCACAGGGAGAUGGGGAGAGGGAGAGGGAUGGUGCGAGGGGGAAGGGGAAGGGGAAGGAGAAGGAGAAGGAGAAGGAGAAGGAGAAGGAAAAGGAAAAGGAAAAGGAAAAGGAAAAGGAUAUGGAGAGAGGGAGAGGCAGGGGGAGGGGGAGGGGGAGGGGGAAGGAGGGGCGGGAGAGUAGGGAGCGCGAAAGGGAGAGGGUGAAGGAGAGGGAGCGAGAGCGGAGGAUUGAGGUGGAGAAGGAGUUGUGGAGGGUGUUGAGGCUGAAGAGGAAUGAGAGGGGGGAGAUAGUUGUGUUUGUUUAA
Messenger RNA from Blastomyces dermatitidis ER-3, 2031 nucleotides. RefSeq lists its product as uncharacterized. Gene Ontology annotation, molecular function: DNA binding. The coding region runs from base 1 to 2031 and encodes 676 amino acids. Gene Ontology annotation, biological process: negative regulation of transcription by RNA polymerase II; rRNA processing. The transcript is spliced from 4 exons. Gene Ontology annotation, cellular component: nucleolus. NCBI's taxonomy places the organism in Eukaryota, Fungi, Ascomycota, Eurotiomycetes, Onygenales, Ajellomycetaceae. The record is from RefSeq and is a predicted model, not a curated record.